UAUAGAGCUUCGUUUAGUUUGGUAUAUACGUAUACCCGCAAGAUACAUACACACGCCACAAGAUUCCUUUUCUACUGUUGGGUGUAAAACCAAAAAAAUGUUACUUACUACAGUUUUAAAGAAGCCAGAGAAUCUUGCAACAAAGCUGGAAACGGAUAGUGGGACGGAAAUAUUAUGGGGUCGGAGCCGGACAGACAUAAUAUGCUCCAUUUCCGAAUCGAGAAGUGAAAUAAAUUUAAAUACCAUGAGUCUACAAUCCAAAAAGAAACAGACGACGACAAAAGAAUUAGUUUUAUCUGCUGAUGGGGAUGUUGACGACCUUGAUUACUGUUUAUUGUUUUAUGAUGGACACAUGUUUGCUACAAUUAUAGAAGAUACUAUAAUUAAAUUACGAAUUUUAGACGGAUGCGGUACUGAACUGCAGACGACUAAGACACUCGCGGAUUUUGAUGCACUGCUCAGAUUACGGUUUAACGUGGCAGAUUCGUCGCUUCCCACAGAUGAAAUAUUUGACAUCGACCCAAACAAAGUAGAUACUAUUGGGAAGAAAACACAUAAAAUUUAUAAAGACAGGUCAUCCCCAAUUGAUUGUUAUAUUACCUUAAAUGCUUCAAUAUGCAAUUUUUUCUUAAUUUGCAUUUUUUACCAGGACUGGAAUUUAUGUUUCGACGAAUUGAAAGAUCGCGUAAAUGACAUCCGGGACCAAAAAGAUAGUUUCAAGAUUUUGCAGGAAACUCAAGCUAAGAAUAAAAUUAUACGAAAGGAGUUACAAAAGCAGUUGAGGAGUCAAAGGAAUCGCAUGAAAGCAAUAAAAUACGAUAGUGAUGUUUCAAUAGACAAAUUAUUAAAACAAAUUGAAGAUACAAAUCUAUUGACAGAAAUACGAGGCCGAUAUGUUGAUAAUUGGGAGAAUGCUCGAAGUGAACAGCACGUCUUGACUACUAAAAAAAAAGAAGCUAAGUUAAUCAAAAGCUCAAACUAUUACAAAGUCAACGCAAAUAAUGAGCACAGAGUUCACGCAGAAAUAGAGACACUAACGAACAGAAUUAUCUCGGAUACUCUAAUUCAAACAGAAGAAUGGAUGGAAAAAUACGAUACAGAUAUGGAAGCAAUAGAUAUUAAAAUACAUAUUCAACGCAACGAAUACGCAAAUGUGAUAGAAAAAAGAAUAGAUCUUGAACAAAUGUUUGCUUUACAUGACAAACAAAUAUGGGAUUGGAAGGGGUUCAAAGAAGAGCGCGAAAGACUACAAUGGUACCACGACACAAUGCAAAAGUCUGCUAUCAUACUUCAAGCUUGGUGGCGUGGAAUAAUCGUGCGCAAACAAUUGGGUCCUUUUAGACCAAAAAAGAAAGUUCGUUCAAAGAAGAAGUAG
Hyposmocoma kahamanoa is the source of this 1375-nucleotide messenger RNA. Its product is annotated as dynein regulatory complex protein 9-like. Gene Ontology annotation, cellular component: motile cilium; cytoplasm. Bases 98 to 1375 code for a protein of 425 amino acids. Gene Ontology annotation, molecular function: protein binding. The record is from RefSeq and is a predicted model, not a curated record. NCBI's taxonomy places the organism in Eukaryota, Metazoa, Arthropoda, Insecta, Lepidoptera, Cosmopterigidae. The transcript has 9 exons. Gene Ontology annotation, biological process: cilium organization.